UUCUAUGGUGUAAUUGGAAUCGGAAACCGAAGCCAGGGAAAAGGAGGGCGAGAAGUAGAGAGGGAGGAGAGAGAGAGAGAGUGCACGACAGUGAGGCAGAAAAUCGAAAGCCUAGUUUCUCUCUCUCCGUAAUUCUGUAAAGAAAGCCGUCCUUUUCUUCGAUAAUUAGGUUUUCUACAACGAACUCAAAAUGCAUAAAUUGGGCAGAGGGCACCGUGACAAAGUUCAGCAAUUCAUGGCAAUAACUGGAACAAGUGAAAAAGUAGCUCUCCAGGCUUUGAAGGCCAGUGAUUGGCACCUUGAAGGAGCCUUUGAUAUAUUCUACAGUCAGCCUCAGGUUAAAGCCAUUCCUGAUUCUAGGCAUCUUGAAGAGCUUUACAAUAGAUAUAAAGAUCCUUAUGUUGAUAUGAUUCUAGCAGAUGGUAUCUCUCUUCUUUGCAAUGACCUACAGGUCGAUCCUGGGGACAUUGUAAUGUUGGUUGUUUCCUGGCAUAUGAAGGCUGCUACCAUGUGUGAAUUUUCAAGGCAGGAGUUCGUAGGUGGAUUACAGUCAUUGGGGGUAGAUUCACUUGAGAAGUUCCAUGAAAGGAUACAGUUUAUGCGAUCAGAACUAAAGGAUGAGCAAAAGUUCCGUGAGAUAUACAACUUUGCCUUUGGCUGGGCUAAAGAAAAGGGCCAGAAAUCGUUGGCAUUGGAUACAUCCAUUGGGAUGUGGCAGCUGUUGUUUGCUGAAAAGCAGUGGCCUUUGGUUGAUCACUGGUGCCAGUUCUUGCAGGCCCGGCAUAACAAAGCAAUCCCAAGGGAUACUUGGUCUCAACUACUGGAGUUUGCUAGGACGGUGGAUUCCACUCUAUCGAACUAUGAUGCAGAAGGUGCUUGGCCCUACCUCAUCGAUGAAUUUGUUGAAUAUUUAAUUGAGAAUGGUAUUUUCCAAAAAAGCAGCUGAGAGGAGGAAACUGAAGAUGGACUGUGGGAGUUGGUGUAUGCUAGUUUUGGGUUCUGUCUUUCGCUUUCUAUGGUGUGAUUUGAGUUGUGCUGCGACAAAGGUCUAUGAAAAUCGAAAACCCUGAUGAGGGCCUCUUAGCUGCUUGUAUUCUCCUUGUACCAAAAAAAUGGAAAAGGAAGGAGGGAAAAAAAAUACUGAAAAACGUUAAGCCCCUUCCUUUCUGCCAAUUGAUUCACUAUUGUAGUUGAUAUGAUUGUUAGUAAAUAUUAUAUAUGCUUCUUAUUUCAGUGACAGAAUCUGAACCUACUGAUGGGGUAACAGAGCUUCAGUAAGGGGUUGAGAUUUGAAAAUAAAGAAGAAAUUUUCAUAACCGAAUGGGGUUUUGGAAAAACAUGAUUCUGUGUUGUUUGUAAUAUCUAGUAUGUAAUAUUUCUCAAAUCUCAAUAGUA
Nelumbo nucifera (sacred lotus) is the source of this 1395-nucleotide messenger RNA. RefSeq lists its product as uncharacterized. Gene Ontology annotation, cellular component: ubiquitin ligase complex. Gene Ontology annotation, biological process: protein neddylation. The record is from RefSeq and is a predicted model, not a curated record. Lineage: Eukaryota; Viridiplantae; Streptophyta; Magnoliopsida; Proteales; Nelumbonaceae. Gene Ontology annotation, molecular function: ubiquitin conjugating enzyme binding; cullin family protein binding; ubiquitin-like protein binding.